UAAAUUGUACCAAAAUGAAAUUGCUUCCUUUAAAUCGUAAUCAAAUUAAUACAAAUGAAUUUCUUAAUAGAUUGUGGAUUAGAUAUUUCUUACUUUUGAGAAUUUCCUUCUUGUGAUAUUAUCGGAUCAAAAGCACGAACAACAUGUAUCAGUUUCUGUUGAGGUUUCUUCCAAUAUAUCAGAUCAUUCAGAUCAUACGUUGAUGCUAUAUCAGAAAAUAAAGAACAUGACAGGAAACAUCGUAAAUUGGAUCAUUUAAUUGAUUUAGCUGGUGAUGGUAGUGGAGUUGCAGGUGACGAUGAAGGAAUUGGUGCAUUUCUUUGGUGAUAGUGUACUUAAAAGUCGAACUCAUUCACAACUUGGAUCUACUAUUAUUUUUACCGGUGUCACUGCAGAUUGGAAUGUUGCGCGAUCUUUAUAUUCAAUAGCAGACAUUCAAUCUUGUAUUGAUAAAGUGAGACCUGUAAGAUUUGGUGAACAUCUGAAUUUAUAUGAACUCGAAGUUGAUGGUGCAUAUGGUUUAGAUUAUUGUAAUUGGAUGAUUGAUUGUGGAGGUGAAAAGAUUAGUAUAGUGUCAUCAUCAUCCAUGGUACAAAAUAUACAUCCUUUGCCUUUUGAUGAGACGGUAUUCAGUAAUGCUGAUGAUGGAGCUAGAUUUGAAACUAUUCUUAUUGAAAUUGGAAAUUGUGUUGGUUUUUUGAGUCAACAUCUAAGGGCCGUAGGAUUACGUGGUAUUCCCUUCUAUGCAGUAUAUCCUAUGGCUGAGGAAUCCCUCAAAUAUUCUAAUAUAUGUGGGGAAUGGAUGUGUACCGAGAGACAGCAAAAAAUGUACUUGCCAGAUAAUCUGAUGCAUUAUCAAGACAUGAUUGAGCAAUCGUUAUUAUAUUAUGCGAUA
This is a messenger RNA of Rhizophagus irregularis DAOM 181602=DAOM 197198, 895 nucleotides long. The record is from RefSeq and is a predicted model, not a curated record. NCBI's taxonomy places the organism in Eukaryota, Fungi, Glomeromycota, Glomeromycetes, Glomerales, Glomeraceae.